Anolis sagrei ordinatus is the source of this 1681-nucleotide messenger RNA. NCBI's taxonomy places the organism in Eukaryota, Metazoa, Chordata, Lepidosauria, Squamata, Anolidae. The record is from RefSeq and is a predicted model, not a curated record.
AAAAGAAGAAAGAAAGAAAGCUCCAGAGAAGACAGCUGUCCCUGAAGUUAAAAAAGCAGACAAAAAAGAAGCAGCUUUGACCAAAGACCUGAAAGAGCCAGCAAAAGCUCCUGCAGCCCAACCAGCUUCUGCAAAAAUAGCUGCACCAGAACUACACAAAAAAGAAAAGCCAGUAGAAAGUGCAGAGCUACCAAAAAAGGACAUGCAUGUAAAAGCACCCGGCAUUCACUGGAGUUCAUGGAAGCCCCACUGCCAAUGUCCUGCAGCCAUAGAGGUCCAUAAGCCAAAAGCGGCCAUAGAAGUUCCUAAGCCAAAAGCUGCCAUAGAAGUUCCUAAGCCAAAAGUUCCCAUAGAGGUCCAUAAGCCAAAAGCUGCCAUAGAAGUUCCUAAGCCAAAAGCUGCCAUAGAAGUUCAUAAGCCAAAAGUCACCAUAGAAGCCCCUAAGCCAAAAGCUUACACAGAUGUUUCUAAGCCGAAAGCCACUGUAGAAGUCCAUAAGCCAAAAGUCACUGCAGAAGUUCACAAGCCAAAAGUGGCCAUAGAAGUUCCUAAGCCGAAAGCUGCCAUCCAAGUUCAUAUGCCAAAAGUCACCACAGAACUUCAUAAGCCAAAAGAAAUGGAACUUGUCAAAAUAGAACCUGCAGCACAUUUGGCCAAAAAAGCAGUACAUGAAAAGAAAGAAGACAAACCAUUGAAGGCAGCAGAGCCAGAGAAACCAAAACCAAAAGAAACAAAACAUGCCAAAGAAAAAGAAGCAAAGCAUGAUGUGGCAGUGAAGGACAAAGCCACCAUAGAAGUUCAUAAGCCAAAAGCCACAAUAGAAGUUCAUAAGCCAAAAGAUAUUCCAAAAGAUAAAGUGAAGCUUCCAACUCCUGCUAAAGAAAAGGAUGUUCCAAAAGAAAAAGUGAAGCCUCCAUCUCCUGCCAAAGAAAAGGAUGUGCCAAAAGAAAAAGUGAAGCCUCCAGCUCCUACCAAAGAAAAGGGUGUGUCAAAAGAAAAAUUGAAGCCUCCAGCUCCUACCAAAGGAAAGGAUGCACCAAAAGAAAAAGUGAAGCCUCCAGUUCCUGCCAAAGAAAAGGAUAUGCCAAAAGAAAAAGCAAAGCUUCCAGCUUCCACCAAAGAAAAGGAUGCACCAAAAGAAAAAGUGAAGCCUUCUGCUCCUAUCAAAGAAAAGGAUGUGCCAAAAGAAAAAGAAAAGCCUCCAGUUCCUAUUAAAGAAAAGGAUGCUCCAAAAGAAAAAGUGAAGUCUCCAGCCCCUGCCAAAGCAAAGGAUGCUCCAAAAGAAAAAGUGAAGCCUCCAGCUCCUACCACAGAAAAAGAUGCUCCAAAAGAAAAAGUGAAGCCUCCAGCUCCUGCCAAAGAAAAGGAUGUUCCAAAAGAAAAAGUGAAGCUUCCAGCUCCUGCUAAAGAAAAAGAGGCAGCAAAACCAAAGGAAGGACAGCCUCCCAUUCCCCAGAAGCAGAAAGGACAAGAGGCUGUUAAGCACGACAAAGACGUUCUUCACAAAAAAACAGAGCCAUCUGCCGAAAAAACAGUAACAGGCAAGAAGAAAGCGGAAAAAGCAGUGAAAGAAAAAGACGGUGAGGACGGGAAACCUUUUAUUUUAAAUCAAUAUGUUAAAAAAAUUGACAGUCUACCAAUCCUGCUGCCACCACUAUAUUCACAAUGUGGCAUUAUGUAA